This is a messenger RNA of Aureobasidium uvarum, 333 nucleotides long. The record is from the annotation of a GenBank genome assembly. NCBI's taxonomy places the organism in Eukaryota, Fungi, Ascomycota, Dothideomycetes, Dothideales, Saccotheciaceae.
AUGGCUUCUUCCACAUCUACCUGUUCUACUUCGUCAUCGGAGCCUUGCUCUCCCAUCUCGACUCCCGCGACCACCCCACCAGAUUCUCUCGCCUCUGAUGAGGUCGCUACUGCUCCUGAGCUUGCCGUCGCUCUUGAGUCUUUGGUCCGGGAGCGUCCUGCACCAGGUUCGUUCAAGUUCCUGCCGGCCAGAGCACCCCUAGUGGACUGCUCGACUGGAAAUCCAGGCGCUCCCGGUAACCAUCCGGUCCUGGUUCUCCCCAGCCAAGAUGAUAACCCUGAGUUGGUUCAGUACGAUGGUAUCGCUCGUGACGAUACGGGAAUAGCCUUGUGA